UCUCGUUCCAUCAUUGUCUUUCUCUCUCCGAUCUCUCGCUCCAUGGCGGGCAACCCUCUCAAUAACUCCUGGCCUUGCUUCUCUAAGCUCUGGGUGAAACGAUGGUCCUUCAAAAGAGGUUCGGACUGUAAGCCAUGUGUCCAGCCGAGUUCUCCGCUGUGUGUGGCUGGCUCCUCCUCUUCUGUGUGCCCUGUGUCCAGCACCGAUGACAUUCAUUCACUUUUCUCCUGCGUACCUGAGGACAAGAGUGAUUCUCUGGUCUUUGGUUCCGACCCGGAUGUGGACAGCAGCGUGGAAGACCUGCUGGAACUCAGCUUGUCCCUAAAAGACUCGGAAUACCUGCGAGACCUCCAGGGCGGGAUCGCUCCACGGAGCGCUCCAUCUCUGCUCAGAGCCACCCCAAACUUCACGUACACUCACCAACACGCUCCACACUGUACAACCUGCCUCAGGGCCAGUCACAGCCAAUCACCAUCUGAGCUGGACAUCACCAUGGAAACCGCUCAGACGGCACCAGAGGUCUCCGCAGUCCCCCCGUGUGUGGUCAGUCCAAAGGACUUGGACUCAGAUGAGGAAAGUUUCCCGAUGUUGGUCAGGUCCAUGUCAACAUCACGCAGACACAGCUGGGAGGUGCCUGUGUCUCCCAUUGAUCUGGGCAGGAGACUGAGUCUGGACACGACGGCCAUGGACAGUGACGGUGAGAGGGAGGAGGCCCAGCGCUCCUUCACAUACCCAGAGUGUUUGGAGGAGGAGUGUGACAGCCUGGUGGAAACGGAGGGACCCAGACCAGACACCGCCAGGGCACCGUGUUUUGAGGAACCGCUGAACUCCCACUCAGAGAUACCGGAUGACAAAUCCCACGCUGCACGAGUCUCCCGCAUUCUGGAAACUUCUAAACAGGCGGUGAAGGCACCCGGAGAGGACCAGGAUGUGGAGGACAGCCUGCAGUCUGCAGAGGGACAGAGUCGAAUGCUGAUGGUACAGACAGUUCUGCAGGAGCUUAAACAAUAUCACGGAGCUAAGCAGGGGUCAUCCAGCACAGACAGUAAGGAGUCAUCUGGAAAUGUCACGUGGUACGAGUUUCUGUCCAUCGAAAAUGAGGAAGAGGAGGGUAGAGCCGAGAGACCAGAGAGAGGGACGAAGGUGAAGAGGACUCUGAGCUCUCUGAGGAACAGAAUGACUGGCUCCUUCAACAAAGACAAGGGUAAGAGUCGUGAGAAAGAGAAGGAGAGAGAAAAAGAAAAGGAGAGAGAGAAAGAGAAGGAGAGAGAGUUAAAGGAGAGGGAGAAAGUGCGGCGGAGCAGUAGCAGUGGGCACCACUUUGUGCCCGGGUCCUUCUCCAGCUGUGCCACCUGCUCACUGUGCAGCAAAACACUGCAGAAAAAGCAUGGGCUACAGUGCCUGAACUGUGCCGUGAAUGUGCAUAAGAACUGUAAGAGUUUGUUGACGGAGUGCAGUGGCAGCAAGGCCAGGCCAAAAGACCCUGUGAACAGGACUUCAGGAGCUGGUCCACCUCAUUCCCAGGCACUGAGGGAACCCUGCUCUGCCCUGCCGCCCACUGCUGAUGGCUGGACGCGGACACGAACGCCCCGCACUCCCGGAAUGACCAGGGGAACCAACGCUCUGACCACAGCUCCCAGUAACGCAGCUCACACUCCCAGUACCAGCAACACCUCUGUCCUGGGAGACAUGGAUGAAGUGGACGGGUUCAAGCUGAAGCGGUUUUCUGAAGAUACCGUGUCGCUGGCUCCCUCCACGGCUGAGUCUGUAAUCGUAGAAGAUUCACACUAUGCCUCUUUGCGAGCAGAGUUGGAGUGUGUGGCCCAGGACUUUGAGGCAGAGUCCUGGAGUCUGGCUGUGGAGCAGGCCUUUCUGAAGAAACACUCUAAAGAGACAACCAAGAGACAGGACGUCAUUUAUGAGCUGAUUCAGACUGAGAUGCAUCAUGUGCGGACUCUGAAGAUCAUGCUGUGUGUGUAUGGGCGAGAGCUGCGUGAAACGCUGCAGUUUGACGAGCGGCGCAUAGAUUGUCUCUUUCCGCGACUGGACGGCCUCUUAGACAUCCACACCCACUUCCUGUCCCGCCUUAAAGAUCGCCGGCGAGAGUGUCUUCAGCCGGGCAGCGAGAGGAACUACUGCAUUCACACGCUUGGGGACAUUCUCAUUUCUCAGUUUUCGGGGGAGGUGGGUGACAAGAUGAAGGAUUGUUAUGGAGAUUUCUGCAGCCGGCACAGCGAAGCCGUCAGCUACUACAAAGAAAAGAUGCAGAGCAACAGAAAGUUCCAGAGCCUCAUGAGGAAAAUCAGUAAUCUGUCCAUUGUGAGGAGGCUGGGAGUGCCAGAAUGUAUUCUCUUAGUGACUCAGCGAAUCACCAAAUACCCUGUGUUAGUGGAGCGCAUCCUGCACAACACACCAGUGGGUACAGAGGAGCAUGAGGCGUUGACUGAAGCACUGGGUUUGAUAAAGGACACCAUUGUCCAGGUGGACGCCCAGGUUAACGACUAUGAGAAAGAGUGUCGUCUGAGAGAGAUCGCUGCCAAGAUGGAACCCAAAUCCCUGGGCAAGAUCAAAGAUGGACGAAUUUUCCGGAAGGAGGACAUCUCUCAGGGAAGACGCAAGCUAGUAUAUGAAGGAAUGGUGAACUGGAAGGCUGCCUCUGGCCGACUGAAAGACAUCCUGGCCGUGCUGUGUACAGACGUCCUCUUACUCAUCCAGGAGAAGGACCAGAGAUACGUCUUCUCUGCCGUGGACAACAAGCCAUCGGUGAUCUCCCUGCAAAAGCUGAUAGUGAGGGAGGUGGCCCACGAGGAGAGAGCCAUGUUCCUCAUCUGCGCCUCCUCCAAUGAACCCGAGAUGUAUGAGAUACACACCUCCUCAAAGGAGGAGAGAAACACUUGGAUCUCCCACAUUCGACAGGCUGUGGAGAGUUGUCCUCACACAGAGGAGAGGCUCUACAAUGAGGAAGAGGCGGCUCGAGCCUCAAGAUUCAAGGACUUCCAAGAGCGUCUGUCACAGAAGGACGCCCAGAUCACACAGUGUCUGACCGAGAAGCUCCAGCUCUUUGCCGAUCUGUCCGAGUCUGUGGGUGGCGUGGAGGACACCAGCUCACGCUGUCGCCUCCUGCUCCGAGGAGACACCUCUGACCUGCAGCAGGGAGAGCAGCUCCUCAAAGACGCCAUCACAGACGUGGAGAACUUGCAGAACCUGCUGGGUCCUGUCGUGAGAGACCCUCCUCUGCGUGUGGAUGAGAACCUGGGCUCCGGGACUCCACCCAGGAGAUCUGGCACAUUCGGAGGCUACGACAGCAAUCCUGCCAUCCUCAGGAAGGACUGCAGUGUGAAUAAGACAUUGAGUAAGUCCAGAGACAGAGGCCAACGUGCUGUAUCUGACCCACAGCUUAAAGACAUUGCUACCACCCACAGCCAGGACGAAUCGGCUGAUGAAUCUGACUCUCCUGGAACCUGGAACCCUGUCUUGCCAAAUUCUUUCCCUGGAGCAGAGUUUUUUGACUGUGUGCUCGAGCUGUCUCAGAAACUAUACAGUUUGCAGGCCAUCAUCUCUCAGCAAGACAGUCAUAUUGAGCUACAGCGAGCGUCUCUGUCAGAACGGGAUCGCCCAGGCAGCCGUCUCCGGGGUAACGUCCUUUUGGAGCAGGAGAAACAGCGAAACCUGGAAAAACAGCGGGAAGAGCUCGCUAACUUCCACAAACUGCAAACCCAGCACCGGCAGGAGUUGGCUCGCUGGGAGCGGGAGAGGGAGAAACAUCGGCUGCAGACCCAGGCGAUGGAGGAGCAGCUACAGCUCAGAGAGGAGGAGUGCCGGAGACUGGAGGCACGGCUGGCGGAGGAAAGGAAGGAGCUAGAACGACAGAGGGAGAAAUACCAGCAGGAUCUGGAGCGUCUGAGAGAGUCCACCAGAACGGUGGAGAGAGAGAAAGAGAGAUUGGAACAGCAGAAGAAACUGAAGAAACACAACACUGUCCCCAACGCUGGACUGUUUGGACAGGACGCUGCACAGGUUCCUCUGUCAUCUAGUUUUAACGGAGAGCUAAUGAGGGCGUCUGUGGACCAGACCCUGCCCUCCAAAUCCCUCCUGCGUUCCAGCAUGUCCGUCUCACUGGCCGAUUACCCAGAGCGUCCUGACGUUCCCCCUCGGCGAGAGAGCGGCACCACCACCCUCUCCUCCAAGACAGAGGUCCCUAUCCAUCUCAUCAGCACCACCAACCAACUCCACAAACAGGGUGGAGUCCAGCAACAGAUCCCCACCAAACUGGCCCUCAGUAAAGGCAAGGAGAAGAGCAGCAAGGGGAAGAGUUCUCAUCGCACCGACAGCACAGCAUCUGUUGACAUGAAGCAGAUUCUGCCAGUGAGACUGUCAGCCAGAGACGACAGCCAGAAAACCAGACGCUCUGUCAGUCCACAGCAACAGCACACAGAUCCUCUGAGUCCUCCAGAUUAUAUUUCUGAUGCCCAGUCAAUCCUCACACCCAACGCACAGAAACCAGCCAAUCAGAGCACACCACACACACUGCCCCCUCCGCCCUACACACUCACCGAUGAAUCAGCCAGGGAGGAUGUCAUUUUUUUCUAA
Chanos chanos (milkfish) is the source of this 4590-nucleotide messenger RNA. It is a transcript of the gene arhgef18b, whose product is annotated as rho/rac guanine nucleotide exchange factor (GEF) 18b. Lineage: Eukaryota; Metazoa; Chordata; Actinopteri; Gonorynchiformes; Chanidae. Gene Ontology annotation, biological process: small GTPase-mediated signal transduction. The record is from RefSeq and is a predicted model, not a curated record. The transcript is spliced from 31 exons. The annotation marks the transcript as partial. Gene Ontology annotation, molecular function: guanyl-nucleotide exchange factor activity.